Molecule: messenger RNA, 2999 nt
Organism: Leucoraja erinaceus (little skate)
Lineage: Eukaryota; Metazoa; Chordata; Chondrichthyes; Rajiformes; Rajidae
Product: SUN domain-containing protein 2-like
Exons: 11
Coding region: 129-1394 (421 amino acids)
Source: RefSeq, a predicted model, not a curated record
CGGGCAGGGUGCCAGUGCCCAGUGCAGGGCUGCCCCUCACACUGUCUUUCUCUUUGCUCACAGUUUGUGCGGAAGACUCGCAGUGCCGUGCUCGGGCUGAGGCUCGGGGUUGUGGUGCUACGGUGAGGAUGUCCCGCCGCAGUCCCCGUCUGGCCAACAACGGCUAUUACCAGCACGACGAUGACACCUCCAGCAGUAGCAGUGGCUCCGCCAAAUCCGGCGCUCCCUCUUACAAGGAGACUCCUGUGAGGUUGCACAAGAAAAGGUCAAACAGCAAGGGGCCGGGACCUGUGCCUGGUGUCAAACGUUCACCGUCCAACAGUUCAGUCAACAGUCUGAGUAGCUACAUCAGCAAUGUCAGCAACUUCAGCAAUGUCAGCAACGCCUCCACGCGCUCUCAGCACUCUCAGCACCUCGGCAGCAGCAGCGGCUGGCAGGAGCCCGUCGCAGUCGGAGGGCCGUCCAGCUUUGAGGAGAAAUUCAACAGAGCAUCCGGCAGGAUGGGGAUACUGACAGCACCUUCCACUUCUUCCCACACCUACUUGUCAUCCACAUCUGGCUACUCCUCCCAGGAUGAGCUGCAGGGUUUGGCCUACUCUAAAUCAUUCUCUCCCCUUGCCAAGCUGUGGGGCUGGAUCUUGCUGCUGUCUCCAGAAAAGGCUUUGCCCCUGGUGUACUGGUGGUUGGGCACAGCCUGGUACCAGUUAACAACGGCCAUCUCCUUGAUCGACGUCUUUACUGUGUCCAGGUGUGUCCCUCACGUGAAGAAGUGGAUGCUGCUGGUGUUGCUGGCAUUACUGGGUGUUGGCCUCUUGAUGGCAUCCAGAGGUAUCUGGUCUCGUCCCGAGAAGCUGGGCUCACUGGAAAGCCCUCAGGCUGGCCUGCAGGUGCGUGUGCAGAGAAUGGAGAAGGAGCUGGAGCUGCUGACCGCUGACCUCCGGGCUUGGCUGGACUGGGGCGGUGGGCCGUCUGAAACCAUACGCCUCCCUCCCCCACUGACACCAGCCCACAUCAUCAAGCUGCUGGGCAAGGUAACCCUGCAGAGACUGGAUGAGCUUCGGAACAUGCUGCCCUUCGAGUCGCUGGAGAGGGUGCAGGCUGACAUCGCCGCCAUCCAGCAGAAGCAUGAGGAGCGGACGGAGCCAGCACUGCGGGCAGUUGGUUGCAAUACCAAGAUGUUGUUGCAGAAGGUGAAGGAAAUGGAAUCUGCUGUGGAAAGGUUGACGGAUGAACAGAAGCAGCUACUGACUGCACUGGCGCUGCUGGAGGAGCAGCUCAGCCAGACACGGCUGGAGCUGCAGGCUGCACGUGUGGUAAACAAGGACAUGGACUCCAGCAUGCGAGCAAUGGAAAGCAGUGUGAAAAGUAUAAUUGAUGUAAGUUUUCCCAAAUAGUUUGUAUUUAACUGUAAAAGGCCAAAACGUAGCAUUUCUCCUUCCUUGGAGAUGAUCAAAGAGAUUGAGGUGAAGUGGAAAGUGUGGAAAGUAACUUCCCCUCUUCCCUCCCCUUCUCUAACACUCAACUCUCCCUCUCUACUGCGUUCUUCCCUUUCUCUCACUGUCUCCUUUUCCCCCUCUGCUCCUUUCCCUGUGUUCACGAUGUGGUCUCUACAUUGGAGAAACCAAACAGGCAUUGGGUUUCUACUUUGCAGAGCACAUGUGUACGAUCCAUGGGGCACUCCUGAGCUUCCUGUUAUCUCAUUUUGACUCUUGGAUGUAGGAGUGACCAAACAGUCUGACUUCCUGCGCUGUUGCAAUGAGGCUCAAGUAAUCUUGAGGAAUGGCAUCUCAUCUUCCGUUUGGGCUCAUGGCAGUCCUCUGGGCAUGAACUAAAUUCGAUAAUCUUGGGUGACUUGAUUCCUCUGUUAGUAUCAGUUGUCCAUUUGUGAUAAUAGGGUUGGAUUGUAUUUUAAAAUAUCCAAUAGUGGAGGGCAUGUGCACGUUGACCUGCCAGACAUGUCUUGUCUGAAAAGUGUCUCCACCUGAAACAUCACCUAUUCCUUCUCUCCAGAGAUGCAGCCUGUCCCAUUGUCUAUCUUCAGUUUAAUCCUGCGUUUGUGUUCCUUCCGUGAAUGUCUUCUUGCUCUGCAUUUUACAACUGCUACGACCUUUUGUUUAUUUUUCUUCUCACCUAACCGCUCCUAUUCACUCCUUGAUCAGAUAACUUUACUUGCAGCUUAUCGCCAUGGUCACCUGGUUUUACACUAUCAGAGCCAUCCACCCACCUGUGUAGCUUUACAAGUUUCUUUUGUCACCUCCCCAGUUAUAAUGAAGGGUCUUUGACUUGAAACAUGAAUUCUGUUUCUCUGGCUACAGUUGCAGCCUGACCCGAGUGCUCCCAGCAUUUUGUUUUUCAGAUAUAUUCCAUCAACAGUUUUCAUGCAUUUAUUCUAUUUUUUUUCCCUAUAUGACUGCCUCCUUUCAGUCCAUGUUAGCACACGUCCUCCAAUAUCUUGGGCUUACUUUUUUUUGCAGCAGCCUCAUAUGUGGUAAAUGACUUUUGGAGAUCAAAAUACACACCACAUUUCCAGGAGAUAGACAUAAACAGCUGGAGUAACGCAGUGGGUCAGACAGCAUCGCUGGAGAAAACAAAUAGAAAAUUCCUUUUCUCCAGAGGUGCUAUCUGAGUCACUCCAGCGUAUUGUGUCUAUCUUUGGUUUAAACCAGCAUUUACAGUUCCUUCCUGCUACAUUUACAGGUUUCCCUCAUCAACUCCCUAUCACAUCCUGUCAAGUUUUGUCACAAAUGAUUUUCAUUAACCCAUGUCGGGUGCAUUUGAUUAGAUUCAGCUCACCAAAUGAUUAGUUAUUUCCUCUUGCGAACUAUGAGUGCUGGAUGAAUUAGAAUCAUAGAGUGAUACAGUGUGGAAACAGACGCUUCGGCCCAACUCGCCCACACCUGCCAACAUGUCCCAGCUGCACUAGUCCCACCUGCCUGUGUUUGGUCCAUAUGCCUCCAAACCUGUCCUAUGCAUGUACCUGUCAAUUGACCUAUAGUUCC